AUGACAAGCCCAAUACCGCGAAUAGAGAAACUGAAUUUAUAUCGAGAUAUCAAGCGAUCGAUACCGCGUUUGCCCCUCGACGGUCUGACAAAGUCACUGGUGGCCCAUCAUGUCAAUACCCAGGCCCGUCGUGGUCUCCCAGAACGCCGCAGGUUGAAACGGCAGUACGAUCUAAUGAAGCAGGGGAAAUCGUUGUCAAAGGAAAUGCACAAAAUAAUAAGUGUUGCUGAUCACACUUCCACUUAUAAGCUUCUAUCGCUAGUUUACCUCGAUAAUGUGCCGAAGAAGAAGACUUUACCCGGUUUCGUGCUGGACUUCAUACGAGACAAAAAAGAUGUUGAAAAAUACAGAAAAUUAUUUGACAUAAGGCAUGUGAUAGCGAGGCUACCGUCCUCACAAGAAGAUGUGAAAAAGAACUACUACGAAUAUUUGGAUAGGCAACAAUUGAAAGGCCGCAAACUGGAUAGUUUCAGUUUCUCGAAAAUACUGGGAUUUGCGAGUAAUGAGUCGAUAGAACUACCCGAGCCAAUUCGAGAAGACCCCAUGGAGACUCCCGAGAAAGAUUUUGAUUAUGAGGAAAAGCAAUUGCGCAAUAUAAAAAGAUUCCAUGACCGUACAACCAGGUACAGAAAUCUGGUAUACGAGCAUGGGGCUACAAUCCCCUCGCUGAAGAUAGAAAUGGGAGUAACACCAUUCGGAUUGCCUCGUCCAGUGAAAGUUCAAACAAACUCGCUCGCGAGAAGAGCACAGAGCGUCAAGUGUGGAUUUCUGAAACUUCGACCUCUGACUCGGGGACACUUUGAGUAUCUGGAAGGGCUCAAGAGCAAGCAUGCAUUCGAACAGGCGGUCAGUGUCAAAGGCAGCGACAGACUUGACAACUCUAAAAUCUUGAACAAGAUGUCUAGAAACCUAAGGGUUUUCAUGAGAAACAAAUAUUUCAUUGAUGAAAAUGGCGAAUACCAUUUUUCAGAGAAUUCCAAAGAUUGCAUGUCAGAGGAGCUACUUGGUUUAUACUCGAAAGCUGGAGAGCUAGCUUAG
Messenger RNA from Kuraishia capsulata CBS 1993, 1038 nucleotides. RefSeq lists its product as uncharacterized. Bases 1 to 1038 code for a protein of 345 amino acids. Lineage: Eukaryota; Fungi; Ascomycota; Pichiomycetes; Pichiales; Pichiaceae. The transcript has a single exon. The record is from RefSeq and is a predicted model, not a curated record.